Messenger RNA from Nelumbo nucifera (sacred lotus), 1436 nucleotides. RefSeq names its product RING/U-box superfamily protein. Gene Ontology annotation, biological process: protein monoubiquitination; protein polyubiquitination. Gene Ontology annotation, molecular function: ubiquitin protein ligase activity. The record is from RefSeq and is a predicted model, not a curated record. Lineage: Eukaryota; Viridiplantae; Streptophyta; Magnoliopsida; Proteales; Nelumbonaceae.
GGGGCAGCGUAAAAGUCGGUUGAUAAGCCGGCAACCAGCAACCUGCGUCUGUCGAGACCCCAUAUUUGAUUGCGCGCGCGCUCUCUUUCUCUGGAUAUUAACGAGUAAGUGAUAACUGAUGGAGGGUUCUUCGCGAGAGAAGCUUUUGCGAAAGCGAAUCGCAUCGGCGGUUCGGGAGAAAUCAUGCCCCAUCUGUCUGAACCCCGUCGAAGAUCGCAGAGCGGCAGUUCUCAGUGGCUGCAUGCACGCCUACUGUACUGACUGUAUCCGAAGAUGGAGCCAAUUCAAGCGAACUUGUCCCCUCUGUAACUCUAACUUUUCUUCAUGGUUCUCCAAGAUUAGGGUUUCGUCUGGGUCGUUCCAAGUCGAGCGCCUCCGAGAUCUUGACAGGAAUAGAGAAGGCCAUCUCAGAGGUGUAAGAGGCAGGUCGGUGUUUCGAAGAAGAGACACCGAGCGGUUCAAUACGAGGCGGGGGCAGUUGCCGUGGCGUCGAAGGUUUGGGAGGUCGGGAUCCGUGGGUUCUGAUGUUGUUGCAGAGCGAGUUCUUCGGUGGCGCGCUAGCAUCUAUGACAGACGAUUGCGAGCGGUUCCUCUUCCUUCUCAAGGACAGAAUAUCACAGGAUAUGCCUAUAGCAAGGAAAGAAUGCAGCAACGAGUAGAACCAUGGAUUCGGAGGGAGUUGCAGGCUGUCCUUGGUGACUCAGAUCCCUCAAUUAUUGUCCAUCUGGCUACAUUUCUUUGGCUGGCAAGUCUUGAAGAUAAGCUUAAGUCUCCUCAGGAGUGCCUUGGUGUUGAUGAGUUUGUCAAACAAUUGAGGCCUUUCUUGUAUGAUCGGACUGAUAUGUUCUGGCAUGAACUCAGGUGCUUUGCAGAAUGCUCGUAUACCAUGGAAACAUACGACUGUUUGGUUGAAUAUGAACGAUUCAGAGAAUCCCAUCUUGCAGAAGUGUGUAUGUGAAGGGAAAUAUUCAUUUGUUUUGGAUGUAUUGCAAUAAAUAUCCAAAAUCAAAAUCUGGUGAUGUUUAAGCUUUGGAAAAGCCACUUUGAUGCAUGUGGAAUCUCGUUAUAUCUAGCUGCUUUUGGAGAAAUGCCUAGAGAUUCAAAGUGUUCAGCCGAUCUUCAUUACAUGGUGCAAGGAAAGACCUGAUCUGGGGGUUAACAGAAAGUCUGCCGAUCUUCAUUUGAGAGGGGACCUUGAAAGUGCUAACAGUCAACGCCAUCUCUGCUUUGAAGACACAUGAUCUGUAUUUAUUUGGUCGGUAGCCCAUCGGGAUUGGAUCCCUAGUCUCUGUGGAACAAGCCAGUGAGUAUCUGUAAUCGACCUUGGCAAAUAAAGCUCAACAAAUGUAUAUAUUCAAUUUCAAUGAGCAUCCUGCAAGAGUAAAUAAAAUAAUGUAGCAUUUUUACUCUUCUGAAAGAUCAACUUGUGAUGCUUC